Molecule: messenger RNA, 735 nt
Organism: Cylicostephanus goldi
Lineage: Eukaryota; Metazoa; Nematoda; Chromadorea; Rhabditida; Strongylidae
Source: the annotation of a GenBank genome assembly
AUGAUCGAUCUUGAACUGCUGAAAGAUCCAGUGAUGAUGUUGCUUUGCGUUUCGAAUCUACUUGGAAUGAUGGGAUUUUACAUCCCAUUCGUGUUCCUGAAAGAUCUAGCUCAUUCACAUGGAACAAAUUCGAGCGAUAGUCGAUAUUUAGUACCAACAAUUGGUGUGACCAAUACAAUCGGAAGGGUUUUCUUUGGAUGGCUAGCAGACAGAGGAUAUGUUUCAGCUCUAGCUAUUAAUAAUUUUUCUCUACUAGCUUGCGGUAUUUUAACACUUGCUGCUCCGCUUCUGCCUACUUUCUCACUUCAAAUGACUUACGCGGCAUUGUUCGGCUUCAUCAUUUCUGCUUACGUAUGCUUGACCUCGAUCGUGUUAUCGGACCUUCUAGGACUCGAAAAGCUAACAAACUCGUUCGGCCUUCUAGUAGUGGCGAGGGGUAUCGCAUCUCUAGCCGGCUCUCCAUUUGCUGGCAUGGUAUACGAUGUUACUAAGUCCUACUCAGCAACAUUCUACUUCGCUGGAUUUGUUAUUGUUAUUUCUGGUUUGAUCUCAUGUGCUAUCCCAUUGGUACAUAAAUGGAAGAGAAGUCAUGGAGAAAAUGAAGGUGAUACUAAAGACAUGGACAAUGUAUCCGGGAAGCUGUCGGUAUUGACGGAACGUUCUGAAGAAAAUCUAACUGAGUAUCAGAGGACCAUACAGAGUCUCAGACAACAGCAUGCUCUACUCAAAGGUUAG